UGGACAUCGCGCCUUGGCAGCAGGCAUGGAUCAAAACAGUGAAGGAUGCACGAAGAAAAUCAGCAAUGUAAAUCUUGACAAACUUAUAGAUGACUUCUCACAGAUAGAAAAGAAAAUGAUAGAAACUGCUGGAAAGAACAACCUUCUGGAUAUUCAGCUGGAGAAGACUAAGAGUUUAUUAAAGAUAAUGCAGACGAAAGAGACCUCGAUGAAAGAAGAAUGUAUCACUCUUCAUACUAUGAUAAGAGGGCUACAACAGACUGUUCAACAUCAACACAAUUUGAAAGGUGAAAAUGAACAACUAAAAAGAAAUGUUGAUUUUAUGAAAGAGAAGUUAAAAUCUCAUGAGCAGGAAUAUAAGAAUAAUAUUGCCAAACUUAUAAGUGAAAUGAAAAUCAAAGAGGAGGAACACAAAACCGAAAUGAGCAAACUUUAUCAGGAUAUGCAGAGAAAAGUUGAACUAAAUGAGGAAAAGCACAAAGAACUAAUGGCAAGGAAGGAGAUGGAAAUCUCAGAGUUAAAUGCAAAGUUGAGGACUCAGGAGAAGGAAAAGCAAACUGAGAUCCUCAAACUGCAUCUAGAAUUUGACACUAAACUAGCAAGAGCUCAGACUAAAUCAAAAUCAUAUCCGGACGCUACUCUUUUGCCACAGAGUAUCUACAGAAGGAAGCUUCAGCAUCUUCAGGAAGAAAAGAGCAAAGAAAUUGCAAGUCUGCAGAACACGAUCCGAGACCUAGAGCAGCGCCUCGCAGCCUGCAAGGACACCCGUCUCACGCGGAGACGUUUUUGA
Mus pahari (shrew mouse) is the source of this 790-nucleotide messenger RNA. It is a transcript of the gene Ccdc152, whose product is annotated as coiled-coil domain containing 152. NCBI's taxonomy places the organism in Eukaryota, Metazoa, Chordata, Mammalia, Rodentia, Muridae. The transcript is spliced from 9 exons. The record is from RefSeq and is a predicted model, not a curated record. The coding region runs from base 26 to 790 and encodes 254 amino acids.